Molecule: messenger RNA, 2427 nt
Organism: Chanos chanos (milkfish)
Lineage: Eukaryota; Metazoa; Chordata; Actinopteri; Gonorynchiformes; Chanidae
Gene: ecd
Product: ecdysoneless homolog (Drosophila)
Exons: 12
Coding region: 1-1971 (656 amino acids)
Cellular component (GO): nucleus
Source: RefSeq, a predicted model, not a curated record
AUGGAUACGGACCUGUUAAGAAGACCCGCAUUACCGGAGGAUGCUGUCCAGUACCGUCUCUUUCUUGUACAGACUGGACCGAACACACAAACUGGGGAGGAGUUACUGCAGCGACUUCAGGAGAAGAUUCUGGCUGAGUUCGCACCUCUUUUGGUGCCGUAUAUCUGGCAACAACAACCCUUCAAUCUAAAAUACUAUCCUGAAAAAGGGGGUGUACCUGCUCAUCUGGGUGGCAGUACCGAGUUUGGCGAUAACGUCGAGGACGAGUGGUUCAUCGUUUACUUGCUGAGACAGAUCACGCAAACUUUCCCAGAAUUGACAGCAACUGUUCAAGACAAUGACGGACAGUUCCUGCUGAUCGAAGCAGCUGACUACCUGCCCAAGUGGCUGAACCCGGAGACCAGCGAAAACAGGGUGUUUCUGUAUAGGGGAGAGCUGCAUAUCCUGCCCAAUAGUGUGCAGUCUGGAGAGGUGGGCUGGCCCAAAGGCAAAGUUCCCUCAGUCAGCCAGGCUCUAGAGGUUCUGUCCUCACACAGCAAAUCUUGCCUAGCAAAUCAGAAGAUCCAGUCUUCUCUGAGGAGGAGACUGCAAGGGUUUCCGGAAAAGAUUCAGUUAAACCUACACCGAGCCCACUGUUACCUGCCAGCAGGUAUUGCCGUUGUGUUGUCACAGCGACCUGACCUGUUGGCACCAGCUGUAUCUGCUUUCUACCUGCGUGACCCCAUUGACCUCCAGGCUUGCAGAACAUUCAAGUAUUUUCCACCUGACACCAGGGUCCUCACAUCGGUCACAUUCACUCGUUGUCUGUAUGCCCAGCUUCAGCAGCAGAGUUUUGUUCCUGACCGGCGGAGUGGCUUCACUCUGCCUCCCCGUUCUCAUCCCCAGUACAGAGCUCAUGAGCUGGGGAUGAAACUGGCUCAUGGCUUUGAGAUCUUAUGCUCUAAGUGUGAGCAGACCUCAGUGGAGUCAGACAGUCCUGCUAGCUGUAGCCCCUUCUGGAAGGGCUUUCUGGACAGUCUAAAGAAGAAUGGCUACUUUAGGGGGGAGCUAGAAGGUUCUGCAUGCUACAAAGAGUUGAUGACUUCAGCAGAGACCUUCUUCAAGCAGUCAUUUACUAGCACACAGAGUGCAGUGUCUCCUGGUCAGGUGGUGUUGCAGGUGUUACAGAGUGCCCCCUACAGUCUGGAGGAGCUCCGCAAAAAAGAAGAGCAUCUUCCACCAGAGGACAGUGACAACUGGCUGGACCUUACUCCACAGGACCUGGAGCACCUGUUAGAAGAGAGAGGGGGUAGGGGUGUAAAUGAAGUGGCAAAGGAAAGAAAGGGGGACAUUUGGGGGGGAAGGAUAAGAGGUGACAAUGUGGAGAAGGAGGAGGAAGAGGUGGGUUAUAGUCUAGUUGCUGUGACGCAGGGAAUGAAGAACUUCAUAAACGCCAUGUCUUCUCACGAGGGGGCGGAACUGCCACAGUCUUACACAGUUGACCCCUUCAGUUUUGACCCUGAUGCUGUGACCAGUGCACUUGACAGACUGCUAGGAGGGAAAGAAGAGGAAUUAGACUCUGAUGAUUUAGAUGAUGAUGAUGAUGAUGAUGAAGAUAAUGAUGAUGACGAUGAGGAGGAGGAGGAGAGGGAAGAAGACGUGGCCUGUCCUGGACCGCGGGCUGGUGCAGAUGCUCUAGAGAGUUUGAGGGGGUAUAUGGAGGAAAUGGACAAGGAGCUUCAGACCACUAAUGUUGGCCAGAGCUUUACCCGUAUCAACAAGGGUGGGGUGAGAACAGAAGCAGCCCAGAGCUCCACAGCUGCCCCAGGGUCUGAGCAACAAAUGGAGGAGAUCCAGCCUCUGGACGUGGACCUCAACUUGGUCACAAAUCUGCUUGAGUCCCUGUCUUCACAAGCUGGGUUAUCAGGUCCAGCAUCCAACCUCCUUCAGAGUAUGGGCAUUCAUCUCCCACCAAAUGCUGAUCCAUCCUGAAUAUGAAUAUCUUACUGUUUCUCAACCUACUCCCACUAAUGUAGUGUGAAUACUCUAUCAGCACAGAUUGUUACAAACUAGAACUAGAGCCCAAAUUAAUCUAACUUCACUUAAACAAAACUGUCAGUGAAAGAUCCAGUCUGAUAGCGCAUAGUGUAACACUUUUAGGUGCUUGCUCAGUACUACUCCCAGCUAAACAGUAACUAUCAGAGUUCAUUAACAGAGGGAUCUGGACAUUCUUUCCCAGUGACGCCAGUCCUCCUGUACUAACACAACACUCAGUCAUCUGCUGAAUUACACAGAUCAAUUACGAGUGACGAAAAGAUCAUCUGAAAAGUGAGCCGAUCUUAUUCAAACUGACACACACCCUUCAAGAAAAAUGUUGUGGGUUGAGGUAUUGGAAUCAGACAUGACUGUGAAUCCCCCACAUCAGUUUAUUAACCAAAGCUGAGAGAG